AUGGCAACCAUGGCCCGGUCUACGCCCCGCUGUCGUAUUAAAGGGCAACUCCAGUCGCCGCUCCUUAGGCUCCCCGGUGAGAUUCGGACCAAGAUCUAUCGCUACGCUUUAGUCAGAGAUGAACCCCUUGACUUAUGGCCUCACAAGUGGACAACGCUCGAUGAAGAGGAAGAGCCAUCAGUUGGAGGUCUCAAGACGCGUCAUCAAGAGAGUUUGGAGUACGUUCGCAAAGAGAUGGCCACGGGUCUUCUGGGCACAUGCCGUCAAGUCUACAACGAAGCAGCCACAUUCUUUUGGAGCGACAAUCACUUCAAGUUCUCGGGCAGAAGUGGCUGGCAGGGCAUGCUCCGCUUCUAUUUGACCAUCGGCCCUCAAGCUCGAGCACGGAUACAACGCGUCAGCGUUCAUGCACCUAUCUACAUGCGUUGGCCUGUCAAGGAUGCCGACAACAAAGAUCUCAACGGCAGAUCCAAGAAUUUCCCACACAUGCACAUGGUCAAGGUCGACUCAGAGGGACACCUAGACAGAAUUGCUAUCCAGAGAGUCUGUGCUCUCCUGACGCAAGACAGAGCCUUGAAAGAAAUCAACUUCGUCAUCCCGGAUGGCUUCCGCAAUGGCGAUGAAGGGGACUUUGGCGGGUACGAUGAAGACCACGAUAUGGAGCCUGAUUCACCUCUUCGACUGCAGAAGAUAGGGGCUUUGGACUGGAUCAAGAAGACCGUGGUGGUCGAAGAGGGUGGGUAUCUGGCGACCGACGAGGGACCUCGACAGAUUAUGGACCAGGGUUGGGAUUUAGUCUGCUUGCCAGGUAGCUUCAUUUGGGAGGAAGGGAUCACGGACAAGGGGGGAAACACAGACUAUGUGAAGCAUGAAGUCACUGAGACUCGGAGUUGGAGCUCCCCUUACCGGGGAAUAGACCAUCUCAUUGGCAUCAAGGAGUUGUUCGAAGAUGUACAAAUCUCGGUACACGCAAAUGGAGGCAAGCACAAAGGGCCCGUCGUCAAGACGGAGAGAUUUCUAAAAGGAUUUGGGGGAUGCAGGUUCAUUGGAUCCGAAGGUGUUCUUCUACGGGUCACUGGGGCGUGA
Messenger RNA from Letharia columbiana, 1086 nucleotides. RefSeq lists its product as uncharacterized. The record is from RefSeq and is a predicted model, not a curated record. The transcript is spliced from 2 exons. Lineage: Eukaryota; Fungi; Ascomycota; Lecanoromycetes; Lecanorales; Parmeliaceae. The coding region runs from base 1 to 1086 and encodes 361 amino acids.